CAAAGAGUAGGUGACGUCAUUUCCAGUGGAGGGAACUUAACCCGGAAAAGGGUGUUGGCUGAGGGAGAAGAACCCGAACCAGAACUGAGUCCUGCGCUGUAUCUGGUACCAAAGUUGGAGCUGCGACAGGGACGCCAAUCACCUGGGACCGAGACGGCUUAUUAAUCCGCGCAGCCGCAGUUUGAUCCGGAGAGCUCCGUUAGCCGCUAGCAGCUAACCGUCAGGUGACGAAGAUGAGCGGAGGCAUGAACAGCAUCGAUGCGGUGAAGAAGAAGAUCAAGGUGCUGCAGGACCAGGCGGAGGAGGCGGAGGAGCGAGCCGAGCGGCUGCAGAGGGAGGUGGAGAAGGAGAAGAGGACCCGGGAGGAGGCGGAGGGCGAGGUGACGUCUCUGAGCCGGCGGCUGCAGCUCAGCGAGGAGAACCUGGACCGGGUCCAGGAGCGUCUGGCCACCGCUCUGCGGAAGCUUGACGAGGUGGAGAAGGUCGCUGAUGAGAGUGAGAGAGGGAUGAAGGUGAUCGAGAACCGAGCUCUGAAAGACGAGGAGAAGAUGGAGCAGCUGGAGGUCCAGCUGAGGGAGGCCAAGCUGAUCGCUGAGGAGGCCGACCGCAAAUAUGAGGAGGUGGCUCGUAAACUGGUGAUGGUUGAAGGAGAGCUGGAGCGGGCCGAAGACCGGGCCGAGCAGGCGGACAGUAAGGUCCGGAGGCUGGAGGAGCAGCUGAGGAGUUUCGACCAAUCACUGAAGAGCCUGCAGGCAUCUGAAGACAAGUACUCUCUGAAGGAGGACCGCUACGAGGAGGAGAUCAAGAACCUGAGCAGCAAACUGAAGGAGGCGGAGACCAGAGCAGAGUUUGCGGAACGUACGGUGGCCAAGCUGGAGAAAACCGUGGAUGAUCUGGAAGACGCCCUGACUUCAGCUAGAAGCGCCAACAUGGAGCUGCAGGCCACCCUGAAUCAGACCAUGGAGGAGCUCAACUCCUGCUGAAGCUCCUCCCACUGUGGCGCCUAACAGGAAGCUCUGAUGGCUAGCCUGCUGACGCUGCCCCUAGUGGACAGGUGUGAGGGCGUGGCCUCCUGUCUGAUUCCUGAUGUCACACAUUCCUUCUGUCUGAUGAAUUGUUCUGUUUUAACCCGCUCACUAACGCCAGCCCUCGUUUACGACUAAUUCAGUGUUUUCUCUGAACGUUUAGUUUCCUUUCAUCAUUCAUUCCUGAUUAGGGCCAAAUAUUUCAGCCAAUAAGUUUGUUUCUGAGAGGCGUGGUUUAAGUGUGAUCAGCCAAUCAUGGAAAGACAUUCCACUGCCAAAUACGGUGAGCCAGGGGCCAAUCAGAGAUCAGACACCCCCACGAUGAUGUAAUAGUGUUUUUACUUGAUGUCAUCACUGCGAUGAUGUCACAGCUCAUUGUAAUGACCCAAAGUGAAAAGAUUUUAUAAAAUAAAAGCAGCGCAUGUAAACCUGAA
Molecule: messenger RNA, 1459 nt
Organism: Fundulus heteroclitus (mummichog)
Lineage: Eukaryota; Metazoa; Chordata; Actinopteri; Cyprinodontiformes; Fundulidae
Product: tropomyosin alpha-4 chain
Exons: 9
Coding region: 234-983 (249 amino acids)
Biological process (GO): muscle contraction; actin filament organization
Cellular component (GO): actin filament
Molecular function (GO): actin filament binding
Source: RefSeq, a predicted model, not a curated record